This is a messenger RNA of Rubroshorea leprosula, 911 nucleotides long. The record is from the annotation of a GenBank genome assembly. Lineage: Eukaryota; Viridiplantae; Streptophyta; Magnoliopsida; Malvales; Dipterocarpaceae.
AUUCGUUUGUUUGAAUCAUUCAAUUCCAAAAGUUUAAUGUUGAAUUUCUUUGAAUAUGUAAGGAGUGAGGACAACCACACAUGAUCACUUCUAAGAACUUCAACGGUUCAUACUUAAUAGAUUAAUCAGAAACCAACUUCCUGGAAAAUACCUUCCAUUUCUUCAAGCUUUUCUUCUCUCAUCUCCUUUGGAAUCUGAAUCUUACAGAAAAAUCAACCAAAAAAAAAAAAUGAUAGUUCUUUUCUUCGACGCCAUUUUCUUCCUCUUCACCACGCUAUCUACCAUACUUGCUCGCUUGUUCGUCUUCUCCAUUUACCUUUUUGUGCAAGCCAUCCAGGUAUUCAAGGUACCUGGCGAAACCAUCCAGGCCGGGUUAGAACAGGUCGCGGAGUUCAUCAAAACAUGCUUCGAGUUUGUUUUCGGUAUUAUUAUCGAAAUUAUAUCAGCUAUUGUCUCUGCUCUUUUGGAUAAUGUUAAGGAAGCGAUUAAAGGGUCAGCUGCAGAAAUGGUGUCUAAGGUCGUUGAUCUCAUGGAGAAUACGAGAAAUUCCUUGGAUGGUUUGUUGAAGGAUUUACCGGAGAUUGGAGAGAGUUUCUUGCAGAUGAUUCAGACUGUGAUCGAAACUUUAUGGGAUGGUUACAAGGAUUCCGUGAAGUAUCUUAUAGGAAGUGCAGAUUAGUUAUCUUCGUACAUCAAUAUGAUCUGAUUUUUUUUUUUUUUUUUUUUUUUGUAUUUUUACAAGAGUAAAUCAUGAAAAUAUUAUCGAAGUUGUUAAGUUUUGCCUUGAGAUUGAUUAUAAGAUUUAUGUCCAUUUAUCUCUAGUAAAACAUUAAAGGAACACGAUGUUUUUGUCUGUUUGAUUUUGAGGUAAAUGAAAGGGUGGGAGAAGGAAGUAAAUCUGGUAUUAUUUC